UGCCCUAGGGCGUCAUAAACUGAUGUGCCAAAAACGUAGCGUGAGACGAGGACAGACUGACAGACCAAAAACGACACCUUCAGUCUCCGCCCCUUCAGAAUCUUCACAACUGUUGAGCAGGGUUUAUCAGAUGCUUUCCUACCAACCUCUAGUGCAUAGCAAUUGCAAGGCAGCUAGUGGGCGUUCCUUCCAUUCCAAGUUGCAUAGCAAUUACCGGGAACCUGAAGCAAAGCAUCAGCAGGAGGAUGUGCAGCAGAUACGUGAUGAUGAGAAGGGAAUUUCAGGUGUAACACAUGGAAUAGAAGGCGUAUUCUGCUGGAGCUAGGAAUCUCAAGUUGGUAAGCCAAAUAACAAAUCUCCUCGGUGAUUGUGUAAGGACCAUAGUACUUGGAGGACAGUUUAUGCUUUGCUCUUCUGACGACAGAUGACUGAACGUAUGGUUGCAGCUUAAGGAAAAUUCUCUUAUCAACAGUGAGCGAAAGUGCAGUUGUAUUUUUGCCUACCUGGGAUUUCAUGCGACAAUGAGCCCAGAAUAGAUGCUAUCUUACUGAAUCAACAACCAAUGCCCCUUGUAAAAGCCACUCAGUGAUGUCCUCUCCCCAUCCUGAAAAAAGUAUCGCUCCCGUGCGGCUCCUCUAGCUGCACUGGCGCGCCCAACUCCGGCCCCUGCCGGUUCCCUCCCCACCUCCAUCCUUCCUUGGCACCGCCAGAGGGCAUGGCCGGGCGAAGCCUGGUCAGUGCCCACGCUGGUGGGGCUCUCUCGUCCUCCCACAUGGUCGACCAUCACUGACGGUCGCAAAUGUCAGAGAUGAAGAAUCCCGACAAUUUGGUGUAAUGCACUUGGGGACGAAGGGAGGAUCGAGCAUCACCGACGGUCGAAUAUAUCAGAGAGGGAGUGCCCACCAUAUACACCACAUGAGAUGAGAGUUUUCAAGGAAGACUCGACAGACUGAAAGUCAACCCGUGAUGAAUAUUCAGAAGUUUAAUCUUUAAAUUUUGAACACAGGAGAUGUCUGAUGAUGAUAGGAUCCCGGAGUACGAUUAUUGCUACGAUGACCGGGGUUUGUGCGACGACUAUCCUCACCUGCAAAAUGAUAGGUUUUUCAUCGUGAAGCUGGACGAGACCUUUGAUGUUUGUACGUACACCCCGUGCCAUGCAAGACCAUAUGUAUUGCAGAAGCUCGAUUUCAAAGACUUUGAGAAUACGGAGACGAGGAGGGCUCACUUAAGAACUAAACAUGGUUAUGUGUUUCUGGUUAAGCUGUUCAAUAUGUACAAUCACUCCCAUUUCGGUUGCUCUAAUUGGGAAGCUCUCUGCAACUCAUAUGGAUUUGACGAGGGUAUGCAAAUAACAUUUGAUGUUCGUCCCGAAGAUGAUGAUGAUAAUAUCGAUAUCUGGGUGGAUGUGGAUAUGCCUUCAGUUUUGCCUAAAUCUUAUUUCGUAUCUUCCAAAAAUACUCGAGAGGCUGUAGACAGGACAUACUACAGCUAUGACUCCGAGCUUAAUUGUGAGGAGAAAGGUUAUCUUGUCUCAUUCAUAGAUGAUGUUGAGGCCUUUAAAACCAAUCAUUUUAUCCUCCCAAAUUUUACUCGAUACGUGCCACUAGUGCAUAAAUUGCAUGAUGGUAACUUCAUUGCCAAAAACUUGGUAAGAUUUUGUUAA
This is a messenger RNA of Triticum aestivum (bread wheat), 1663 nucleotides long. RefSeq lists its product as uncharacterized. Bases 1010 to 1663 code for a protein of 217 amino acids. The record is from RefSeq and is a predicted model, not a curated record. The transcript is spliced from 3 exons. Lineage: Eukaryota; Viridiplantae; Streptophyta; Magnoliopsida; Poales; Poaceae.